AUGGAAUCCAAGCCCAUCACUCGAGAAGCAUCAAACGAUGAAGGUAAAGACACCAAAGGUGGAAUUGAGGAGUCCCCUAGCACCAGUACUUCCGAAACGACCGCUAAAGAAGAUGUGGUGGCCAUACCACGAGAAUCAGUGAUUGUUCCAUCCCUGUUACUCAGUCGAAUGCAGAAGAUUAUGCUAAGUGGGACUAUAUCAGUCACGUACUUUAUGAUGUCAUUAUCUGUAGGAUCGGGAUUGUUGAUCAUACCUGUUAUGGCUGAUUAUUUCGAUGUUUCCGUCUUGGCCGUUCAAUGGAUAACUUCGGCUUAUCAAUUGGCUUAUAUAUGUGUUGAACCUCAUUGGAUCAGUGGUCUGUUGGUAUCAGGAAGAUUAGCUGAUCUGUACGGUCGAAAGAAACUUUAUCUCCUGGGUAUGUUGGUCAGUACGAUAGCCAAUGUAAUCUCGGGCGUUAUACCGGACCGAAUCGCUCUAACGGUCUUCCGAGCCAUCGCCGGACUAGGUCUAUCGAUCUCGACCCCAGCAGGAUUCGGUAUAAUAGGAAUAACAUUCCGUGAAGAACCAUCUCGAACAAUAGCAUUCGCAGCGUUGGGAGUGGGUACUCCGUUAGGUGCUGUGGUGGGGGAGGUAGGUCGUGGGUGGAUUGAUAGCUGUUUAAUGACUGGUCGCCAUGAUCUGUUGGUUCAUGGAAAAGGUUGGCAAUACCUUUAUUUCCUCAUAGCGGGAUUCGGUAUCCUACCUAUCAUCACGGGAAUAUUCUACAUCCCAUCGGACGAGAAGACCACUCCUCCUCGAGGACAAUUGACGGACAUACCUGAUGAUCCUGCUGGGAAGAUGGAGAAGAGUAGGAAGGUAGAUUGGACAGGUGCAGGGUUGAUAACCGUCGGAUUGAGCUUGUUAUUGUUCUCUUUCACUCAAGCUGGACUGGUGGAUGAAGGGUGGAAAACACCUUAUGUCCCACCUGUAUUUUCGAUAUCAGUCAUCCUCAUAAUAGUAUUCGGAAUAUGGGAAUAUCACCUCGAACAUCGUGUUGCAACUUCAAACGUACCUCCCAUAGUGAGCUUCCUUCGAUUGGAUGGGAGGUUGUGGAUGAGUAUACCUAACAAGUUGCAUCUCCCACCUGCUCCGAUCACAGGUAUAAUCUGUUCUUACCUUGUGACUCUUGCUGCCCCUCGAAUUACAGCCCCUGUCUUACUUGCUUUAGGAGGAAUAUCCACUGGCCUGGCGAACGCUCUAUUCGCUUUCCAACCUCCUCAUUCGAUGUACUGGGUCCAUAAAUUCUUCGGAGCGAUAUUACAUCCUUUCGGAGGUGAUCUAACUAUCCCCAUUGGCAGUGUCAUGAUCUCCAAUUUAGUUGAUGAUGACGAGCAAAAUAUAGCUGGUGCAUUGUUUCAAGUUGCUUUGCAAAUUGCAGGUACAUUAGAUCUAUGUCUGUCAUCUAUCAUCUUGACUCGAAUCGAAUCGAUGCAUGAUCUAUUGGAGGGGUUGAGGAUAUCAUUAUGGUUUAACGCAGCUUGUUGUUGGCUCGUGCUGGUUAUAAUCUUUUUGGCAUUCAGAAAAAUUGGAUUAGCCAAAGAUGUCGCAAAAGCUAUCCGAAUGGUCAAGGAAUAA
Kwoniella mangroviensis CBS 8507 is the source of this 1614-nucleotide messenger RNA. RefSeq lists its product as uncharacterized. The transcript is spliced from 15 exons. Gene Ontology annotation, cellular component: membrane. The coding region runs from base 1 to 1614 and encodes 537 amino acids. Gene Ontology annotation, molecular function: transmembrane transporter activity. The record is from RefSeq and is a predicted model, not a curated record. Gene Ontology annotation, biological process: transmembrane transport. NCBI's taxonomy places the organism in Eukaryota, Fungi, Basidiomycota, Tremellomycetes, Tremellales, Cryptococcaceae.